GCCUCGUUCCCGCAAGGUACCCUCCCGAUCCUCCCCAACUCUUCCUGUUGCCCAGCACUCUGGAUCGAUGCGUGCACCCGUAGGCCAUCCUAUGCAUCUGUUUAGAUCGAUGUAGCUAUGAUAAGGUAAGCAAGGAUGAAGCACAACAACGUCAUCCCCAACGGGCACUUCAAGAAGCACUGGCAGAACUAUGUCAAGACAUGGUUCAACCAGCCUGCCCGCAAGCAGAGGCGCCGCAUUGCUAGGCAAAAGAAGGCUGUAAAGAUCUUCCCACGCCCCACUGCUGGACCUCUUCGCCCCAUUGUUCAGUGCCAAUCACGCAAGUACAACAUGAAGUCUAGGGCUGGGAGGGGCUUCACCCUUGAAGAACUUAAGGCAGCUGGUAUUCCCAAGAAGCUUGCCCCAACCAUUGGCAUUUCAGUGGAUCACCGCCGCAAGAACCGCUCACUUGAGGGUCUGCAGUCCAAUGUCCAGAGGCUGAAGACCUACAAGGCCAAGCUUGUGAUCUUCCCAAGACGUGCUCGCAAGGUCAAGGCUGGUGACUCCACCCCUGAGGAACUUGCCACAGCCACCCAGGUCCAGGGCGAGUACAUGCCUAUCACCCGUGGCGAGAAGCGCUCGAUCGAAGUUGUCAAGGUGACGGAUGAGAUGAAGGAAUCAGGGGCCUACAAAAAGCUUCGCUUGGAAAGGAUGAACAAACGUCACCAGGGUAUGCGGCAGAAGAAGGCUGCCGAGGCUGAGAAGGAAGAGAAGAAGUAAACUGAGGAUUCGCAUCGCAAAGAAUAGUUCUCUACCUAGAGUUUAUCGUUAGCUUCUGAAGUUCAUCUGGCGUUUUGAUACUGCUAUUUAUCUUAUGCUUUGAGUUUAAGUGAACCAAACUAAUUCCAUACUAUCCUGAGAUGAAUUCAGUAUUUGGCUGCAUGUACGGGUGGUUCUGUAAUUUCAUCUUGCUCUUACGAAUUGGCACCUCGUACAUCUCAAGUUAAAAUGUUCCGGUUCCUGCUGGAGCGCUGUUGUGGCAA
Setaria italica (foxtail millet) is the source of this 1022-nucleotide messenger RNA. RefSeq names its product 60S ribosomal protein L13-2. NCBI's taxonomy places the organism in Eukaryota, Viridiplantae, Streptophyta, Magnoliopsida, Poales, Poaceae. Gene Ontology annotation, cellular component: ribosome; cytosolic large ribosomal subunit. Gene Ontology annotation, molecular function: RNA binding; structural constituent of ribosome. The coding region runs from base 136 to 759 and encodes 207 amino acids. The transcript has 5 exons. The record is from RefSeq and is a predicted model, not a curated record. Gene Ontology annotation, biological process: translation.